CCGACGCUGGUGGACGUCUACGCGGACUGGUGUGGACACUGCAGACAGCUCGCGCCGGUGUGGGAGGAACUAGUGAAGGAGCUCGAAGGCGAAGUCUAUGUCGUCAAGGUCAACGGCCCGAAGUGCAGGUCCCUGCAGCAGAGGCUCCACGUCAAGGCGUACCCGACCAUACUCUACCUCCGCGACGGCGAGAUGCGAUCGUACGACGGGGCGCAG
Molecule: messenger RNA, 216 nt
Organism: Micromonas commoda
Lineage: Eukaryota; Viridiplantae; Chlorophyta; Mamiellophyceae; Mamiellales; Mamiellaceae
Exons: 2
Cellular component (GO): endoplasmic reticulum
Molecular function (GO): protein disulfide isomerase activity
Source: RefSeq, a predicted model, not a curated record